Lontra canadensis (Northern American river otter) is the source of this 2399-nucleotide messenger RNA. It is a transcript of the gene CUL4A, whose product is annotated as cullin 4A. The coding region runs from base 68 to 2350 and encodes 760 amino acids. The transcript has 20 exons. The record is from RefSeq and is a predicted model, not a curated record. Gene Ontology annotation, molecular function: ubiquitin protein ligase binding. Gene Ontology annotation, cellular component: Cul4A-RING E3 ubiquitin ligase complex. Lineage: Eukaryota; Metazoa; Chordata; Mammalia; Carnivora; Mustelidae. Gene Ontology annotation, biological process: protein ubiquitination; DNA damage response; ubiquitin-dependent protein catabolic process.
GCCCGCCCGCCCGCGCGGCCGGGGAGGCGGGACGGGGCGGGGCGCGCGCUGCUUCCCGGCCGCCGCCAUGGCCGACGAGACCCCCAGGAAGGGCGCCCUGUCGGCGCUCGUCGGACACACCAACGGCCUCACGAAGCCCGCGUCCCUCGCCGCAGCCGCCGUGUCCUCCAAGCCCGGCGGCGGCGGCUCCAAGAAACUAGUCAUCAAGAAUUUCCGAGACAGGCCGAGGCUGCCCGACAACUACACGCGGGACACCUGGCAGCAGCUGCACGAGGCCGUGAGGGCCAUCCAGAGCCGCACGUCCAUCCGCUACAACCUGGAGGAGCUCUACCAGGCUGUUGAAAAUCUCUGUUCUCACAAAGUUUCCCCAACGCUGUACAAGCAGCUGCGCCAGGUCUGUGAAGAUCACGUCCAAGCACAGAUCCUCCAGUUCAGAGAAGACUCACUAGAUAGUGUUUUAUUUUUAAAGAAGAUUAACACGUGCUGGCAGGAUCAUUGCAGACAGAUGAUCAUGAUCAGAAGUAUUUUCCUGUUCCUGGACCGCACAUACGUCCUUCAGAAUUCCAUGCUUCCUUCUAUCUGGGACAUGGGGCUGGAACUCUUUAGAAACCAUAUCAUUAGCGACAAGAUGGUUCAGAGUAAAAGUAUCGAUGGAAUUCUGCUCUUAAUUGAACGAGAGAGGAACGGUGAGGCAGUGGACCGCAGCUUACUGAGAAGUCUGCUGAGUAUGCUGUCUGACCUGCAGGUAUACAAAGAUUCAUUUGAACUGAAAUUUUUGGAAGAAACUAAUUGUUUAUAUGCUGCAGAAGGCCAGAGAUUAAUGCAAGAAAGAGAGGUUCCAGAGUAUCUUAACCAUGUAAGUAAGCGCUUAGAGGAAGAAGGAGACCGAGUGAUCACGUAUUUAGACCACAGCACACAGAAGCCGCUGAUCGCUUGUGUGGAGAAGCAGCUGUUAGGAGAGCAUUUAACAGCAAUUCUGCACAAAGGGCUGGACCACCUGCUUGACGAGAACAGAGUGCCCGACCUCACUCAGAUGUACCAGCUCUUUAGCCGCGUGAAGGGCGGCCAGCAGGUCCUGUUGCAGCACUGGAGCGACUACAUCAAGACUUUUGGGACAACAAUCGUGAUCAAUCCUGAGAAAGACAAAGAUAUGGUACAGGAUCUGCUGGGUUUUAAGGACCGGGUAGACCACGUGAUAGAGGUGUGCUUCCAGAGGAACGAGAAGUUCAUCAACCUGAUGAAGGAGUCCUUCGAAACGUUCAUCAACAAGAGGCCAAACAAGCCCGCGGAGCUGAUAGCAAAGCAUGUUGAUUCAAAACUGAGAGCGGGUAACAAAGAAGCCACGGACGAGGAGCUGGAGAGGAUUCUUGACAAGGUCAUGAUCAUAUUCAGGUUCAUCCACGGGAAAGAUGUCUUUGAAGCAUUUUAUAAAAAAGAUUUGGCAAAAAGACUUCUUGUUGGGAAAAGUGCCUCAGUAGAUGCUGAGAAAUCGAUGUUGUCCAAGCUAAAGCAUGAGUGCGGCGCCGCUUUCACCAGCAAGCUGGAAGGCAUGUUCAAGGACAUGGAGCUCUCCAAGGACAUCAUGGUCCAGUUUAAGCAGUACAUGCAGAACCAGAGCGAGCCAGGCUCCAUAGAUCUGACCGUGAACAUACUUACGAUGGGCUACUGGCCAACGUACACGCCCAUGGAGGUGCAUUUGACGCCAGAGAUGGUUAAACUUCAGGAAGUAUUUAAGACGUUUUAUCUCGGAAAGCACAGUGGUCGGAAACUUCAGUGGCAGACGACACUGGGACAUGCUGUUCUCAAAGCAGAGUUUAAGGAAGGAAAGAAGGAGUUCCAAGUGUCCCUCUUCCAGACGCUGGUGCUUCUCAUGUUCAACGAAGGGGAUGCCUUCAGCUUUGAAGAAAUCAAAAUGGCCACGGGGAUAGAGGACAGCGAGCUGCGAAGGACGUUACAGUCCCUGGCCUGUGGGAAAGCACGAGUUCUGAUUAAGAGCCCCAAAGGCAAGGAGGUGGAAGAUGGGGACACGUUCACGUUCAACGGGGAGUUCAAGCACAAGUUGUUCCGGAUCAAGAUCAACCAGAUCCAGAUGAAGGAAACCGUAGAGGAGCAGGUCAGCACCACGGAGCGCGUGUUCCAGGACAGACAGUAUCAGAUCGAUGCGGCUAUCGUCAGGAUAAUGAAGAUGAGGAAGACUCUUGGUCAUAACCUUCUAGUUUCUGAACUGUACAAUCAGCUGAAAUUUCCAGUAAAGCCUGGAGAUUUGAAAAAGAGAAUUGAAUCUCUUAUAGACAGAGACUAUAUGGAGAGAGACAAGGACAAUCCGAAUCAGUACCACUAUGUGGCCUGACGUGUCUUUCUCUCAGCAAGACACUAGAAUGUACCUUCAGAGCAGUGAC